Molecule: messenger RNA, 3879 nt
Organism: Chaetomium strumarium
Lineage: Eukaryota; Fungi; Ascomycota; Sordariomycetes; Sordariales; Chaetomiaceae
Exons: 1
Source: RefSeq, a predicted model, not a curated record
CCUGGGCGCUAGUGACCAGGCGAUGCGGCUCAGCACCGGACCGCGGCCAAGACAUCCCACCAGCGCAGCCUGCCACCUUACCUCAGUUUCUCACUCUCACCAACGAUCGCUUGUUCCUCCACCUUCAAGAUACUUGACAAUCGCUUGCUCCGUGACAGACCACCUCCAUGCGAACGUUAUUUCCAAGCUGAGGUUGUCGACAGAGCGUCGUUGCCAACGCCUUGCGUCGAGUCUCUCAGCUUGUGCCUCAGACCCCGCUGCGCACCUGCCAUCCAUGGUAACAUCCCCCACACCGUGGACGGGAGAUCGGGAGCUGCGCACCGUAACAAACAUUUUAACACGCCGCCUGUUUUAUCCUGGCUGGGACGGUCCUAGAACGACCCGAGGCACAAUAUAUACUCGCGCGCCAGGCCACCUGGUCGUCCCGCCGCCAACAUGUCUUCGACUUACACCUUCUACCCGUCUGGCACCACCGGUACUACUCCAGAGCAACCCCGCAGCCCCCCAGCGCACAACGCUCAACAUCACACAGACCGCGGAUACCUUAGCCCCUUCUCGCCGCAAUCAAGUAGUAACUCGGCCUCUCCGGCGCUGAACACAAGCACGCCGGCCGAAUCGGUGUCCGCCCUCAGCCUCCAUUACCAGUCCAGCGAGUACAGCGAGGGAGACGACCCCUUCUGCGGCGUGGAUUUCAGUAGCUCCCUCGAGCACGCUUCCCCCUCCUUCUUGGGCGAUGGUAUUCUUCCAGUCGAUCUGAACGAGCCGCUUGUCGACAAACCAAGCGUCCAUGUUGGGCCUAGUAUGACGCAGCGUGUCCACCGGCACCUACCGCUGAGCCCAGACAAGACUCCCUCAUUGCCGGGGGGAUCACCCAACGGACAGAGAGGGGAGGAGGAAGCCACGGGAGCUGUGUUCCCCGACCUGGCCAGCACAUCCGUUGCGCCCCACGAGCUCCUCCUCACAGGCAACUCCUCUCCGGCUGCUAUGAGCACGCACGCCGGGGGUACCCACUGGACCCCGAGGACUAGCGACAGUAUUGGAUCCAGCGACGACGGCAUGGCCUCGCCUGGAACGAUGCAGAGUCCUCUCGUCACGGUCUCGCACUGGGACAGAGACGAUGUUGGACGAUCCAAUGCCGCGAAUUCCGAGCAGUCUCUGGAACGAGACGGCCAGUCCUUCUCCGCGUCCCGCGACAAUACUGGUCGGUGGGUCCCCGAUCAAGUUACUGGACAGCGUGGGCUAGGCCCCUUGGUUCGUCCUACGGCCCAAGUCGACAGCAUUAACGACAUUGCGGCGCAGCGAAAACUCAGCGAGCGGAACCGGGAAGUGAACGACUGGCUAGAGCGGUCGGCGCCUCCGUCACCCACCAAUCGGGGGGCCGAGGAGCAGCCGGCAGAGCCCCCGAACGAUGGAGACGACAACAUCCCCCGACGGGCGAUUUCCCUGGGCAACAGGACAGAGAACAAACCCGUUCCUGGACAGACGUACUAUAUCGAGACGGGAGGCGAGCUAACCAGCGAAGACCUAGAGCUUAUGCGCCAGGGCCGCAACUGGGAUGACGCCCCCAUUACGCUGUCCAUCUCGCAACCCAACGCUAUCGCCUAUCAACCUGAAUCCUCUCAAGCUGCCAUAGACAGAUGGAACCAGAUGUGCCGGGACACCGAUUCCGUAGUGUCGAGAGCGGCCACCUGGGGCACGCGACGGCUCAGCUUGCCAAGCAUCCUGGAUACCGAGGUGCAGACAGCGGGCAAUCUGCUCAAGAAGCUAUCCCUCAGCCGGAGAGACAUUCGGCGGCCAAGCAUCCUCGAAGGCCUUCGCGGUCUCGUCCGGAAACCAAGCAUCAACUCGAGCAAACGUGCCCGAGCAGAGGCCGACGAUGCGAACUUGUUGCACACCGAGCUGCCUGCAGAGAGGAAGGAGACCCAGCCCCAGGCCAAGCUCGCCCCUCCUAGUCCCAAACCGGCGUGGCCUAGGAAACAAAGUGUGCCGAGCAUCAACACUGCGUUCGUGGACGUCGGCAGCAGGGUGGCCUCGAUUGGUGCGGUCCAUGCCCGCACCGGAUCCAUCAGCGCGACGCCCAUUACCUCGCCGCGGAGCCCGAUGGGCCGCAGCCUGAGUGUGAAGAAGCCGCUGAGCCGGCUGCGGAGCAAAUCAGAGACCACCUCAAGCAUCGCUGACCUCUGGAAGAAGAGUGGUGGCCCUCCGGUGUCGAACUUGGGCAAGACCAAUGUGGAUGUGCCCGAGGCUGACGACGACGAGGAUGAGGAGGACGACCUGGACGAAGACGUGGACCUGAAGGGCGAGACCGACAAAGUCAUUGACGACAUCACGCCCAACUUUGCGGGUUUCCAACAGCACGUCCUGAAGCUGAAUCCGCAAUUGGCCACCACCAACAGCUACUUGGUGGACCGCAUUGCCCAUCAGCAGUGUGUCCGCUACAAGAACCUUCUCAGCUUGCGAGUGAGGCACCUGCAAUCAAUUGCCGCCAAGAACUGUUCCUCCGGGUCCAUGUGUAUUGCCCUGGGAGGCAGCGCCAUCCCGAGUUCAAAGGGUGAUGCGCGCGGCCUCGAUCCCCUGUCGGCCACAUACGAGGGCUCGGACGGAGACGUAACACCCCUGGAAGGCGCGGUCAACCAGGACAGUUUCCCGCAAGACAUCCCCAUGCCGCCGACGGCCUCGUUGCCAGCCGAGUUCGAAUGCCAGCUGUGCUUCACGGCCAAGAAGUUCCAGAAGCCAUCCGACUGGACCAAGCACGUUCACGAGGACAUCCAGCCCUUCACCUGCACGUGGGAGCGCUGCAAGGAGCACAAAAUGUUCAAGCGGAAGGCCGACUGGGUCCGCCACGAAAACGAGGGACACCGCCACCUGGAGUGGUGGACUUGCGACGUCGACGACUGCCGCCACAAGUGCUUCCGCCGUGACAACUUCCUCCAGCACCUCGUCCGCGAGCACAAGUUCGCCGAGCCCAAGGUGAAGACCAAGGCGGCCAUCAAACGCGCCGGGAACGUAGAUCCAACCUGGGCCAAGGUGGAGGCUUGCCAUAAAGAAACCAUGGAGCUUCCCCAGAACGAGCCCUGCCGGUUCUGCGGCAAGACCUUUCCCUCGUGGAAGAAGCUGACGGUCCACCUUGCAAAGCACAUGGAACACAUCAGCCUGCCAAUCCUCAAGCUGGUUGCCAGGAAGGAGCUCGACGAAGACACAAUCAUCAGCCCCGUGCAGGAACCGCCUCCGCGGUCUUUCCCACCGGUCUUCCCAACCAACGUCAAGGCGGAGCAGCUCCCCUUUGGGCACUCACCGGCCAUGUCCCACGGGCCAAUAUCCCGUCAACCUAGCCCGAUGGCCUAUCCCCCGACAGCACACCACGCGCAGCCUCUGGGCAUGUAUCCCAUUGCGCCUCCGCCACAAGGGUACCCAAUGAGCCUCUACAGCGCGAACUUUGAUGACCUCUCCCAUGGCAUGGCCCAAGCAGCACAAAUCGAUAUGUCACCAAUGACCCAUCACGGCUUCCAAGGGCUCAACACCCCUCACAGCCACGCGGCGCCUGCUGCCUUCCCCACCACCUUGCCCACGACCACUUCGGCGGCCGGCGCAUACAUGUCCGCUCCGCACCAGACGAGCGGCUACAUGUCGAUGGCCUCACCUUCCGAUCUCGAGCCGUUUCCGCCGCUGGGCAACAUGGAUGCGCUGGGGCUGGGCCUGGCCUUACAGCCCAAUCCAACCGGUAGCAGCACCGGUGUGGCGGCGGGCCAACACCACAUGGCAUAUUCGAUGGGGCUGCCGGUCGUUGAGCAGCAGCAGCAGCAGCAGCAGCACUUCUCGCCCCAAGGGUCGGUGUCGCCAUACGGGCAUUCACCGAACAUGCCGCAAGCGGGUUUCUAU